Molecule: messenger RNA, 3327 nt
Organism: Acyrthosiphon pisum (pea aphid)
Lineage: Eukaryota; Metazoa; Arthropoda; Insecta; Hemiptera; Aphididae
Gene: dve
Product: SATB1_N and homeodomain domain-containing protein dve
Exons: 8
Coding region: 613-2739 (708 amino acids)
Biological process (GO): regulation of transcription by RNA polymerase II; chromatin remodeling
Molecular function (GO): RNA polymerase II cis-regulatory region sequence-specific DNA binding; DNA-binding transcription factor activity, RNA polymerase II-specific
Source: RefSeq, a predicted model, not a curated record
UAAUCAUAAUGAUGUAAUAAAUUAUAUUGUACGCGCGGUAGUCGUACGUUUCGGUUUCGGUCGUCCCGUCGGCGGCAGCACUGCAGGGGUGACGCUGGUCGGAGGACAGAAGGAGGUGGCGAGGGGAUGCCGCCGUAAUCCGGAUUAAGGGCGCGUCAGUGACGGUGGCGGUGCGGGGUACGGUCGUUGCUAUAUUCCCGGCUAAUCUCACCCCCGGUCUGCACACUCCACGCCGCGAACCGUUCGCAGUGGCACACAAAGUUUCACCCCGAACGGCACACGAUAAUCCCUCUGGUCUCCUUCCACCCCGACUGCCGCCACCGACUCUCCACUUCCCCGUCGUCGAAAAUCCUCAUCCACCGCGGCUGCCGGACGGGUUUUUCGACUCUCACCGUGCGCGCGUGUGUGUGUGUGUGUGUGAACGCGGUCGCGCGUUAGUCUCGGUCGGUCAAACGGGCCGCGUGGUGUACUGUCGUCGGCGUCGUCGUCGUCGUCGUUGUGCGGGGUACAGUGUACGUCGUCGUCAAUUCGAGAACUACAGAAAUAAAAUUAAUACCGAUAUUGUACAAGAUCACGUGCGCCUUAUCUGGACACCCAGGGAACCCGGACGAAAUGCACGAUCAGCCGACGACGUCAGAGUCGGAGGAACUCGUCACCGCGAAAUCUAUACCAGUUCACUGCAUAGUGGAAUCGAUCAACCAUGUUUAUCAAUGGAGCCAAAAGCACUCGCCGUCAGUGCAUCGUCCUAAAGGCCACGUAGAAUUGGACAGAUUUGUCAUCAUCCCGAACAACACUGCGUUUAGAGAUUUGACGGAAGCCGCGUUGGUACGCCUGGGCUAUUCCAAAGACACGGCAGCGGCGUCAAAGGGAUUAGUAGUGCUGAAGAACUGGUUACCGCUAGACCUGGACACAAUAGCCGAAGAUCCGGUGCUGACAGUGAACGACGUCCUCGGAGAACUCACUACCUUAGCUACUCUGAGAAUACUCGUGUUCCGGGAAUCGAAGAACCGAUUCUCCGAUUUGAAGGACAAACUGUUGAAACUGCUGUUGGUACAAAGCCAAACGCAGCUGACAGCGUCGGGAUGUCCCCUGGACGAAGCGAUAAUAUUGCAGAUGAUGAAGGUGGGACAAGCUUGCCCAGAUUUGCCCGAAGAUCUGUACAAAAAAUUCGAACAAUGGUGGAUCAUGCAAUCGUCAAACGUCGUUCCCAAAAUACAGCCAUCGGUAUUGCCGCAAUCAGUGAGAGACAUGUUCUAUCGUAACGGCUCGUCGCCAAGGCAGUCUAACAUGCAAGACAACCCCGCAAACUGUAUUGUUCCUAAAUCAGACCCCAAGACACACAGUCUCCAGUCUGUUUCUCAAAAUCAGUUCCAAGGUCAAAAAACGCGUAUGCGUACUAGCUUCGAUACGGAACUCGAACUCCCGAAAUUGCAAGCUUGGUUCGCUGAAAAUCCUCAUCCGAGUAGACAACAAAUACACCAUUACGUGAGUGAAUUGAACAAUCUGGAAUCGCGAAAAGGUCGUAAGCCGUUAGACGUCAACAACGUCGUAUAUUGGUUUAAAAAUGCCAGAGCAGCUCAAAAACGGGCUGAAGUACGUGGCACAAAUUCAGGCGUCGCAGACAAUAUGAACUCGGCGAACAACGACGGCAACGUGAACGGCUACUGUAAGAGCAGCAGUCCCAGCGAGCACGGGGGCAAGUCGUACAGCGGGCAGGGGUCGGUGAGCGAGGCCGAAGACGACGACGACGACGAAGAGUUCGACGACAACCGGGACGACGGCGACGAUGACGACGAUACGAAACCGCCGAUGAGCCCGCCGGCGGAACAGCCGAUAUCGUUGACCACGCACGGGCGGUUUAGUAACGGCGAAACUCUGUUGCAGUCUCCGAGACCGCAAUCGCGCAACUCACAGCAGAGCCCCGAACACAAGGUGAUGGUGAUCAAGGAAGAGCCACCAGAUAAGGAUAAGACGACCGUGACCACUGGACUGAACAAUAACGAUUACGAGGACGAGGACGAUUUCGAUGAGGACAUGAUUGACGAUGACGGGUCGGACGGUGGCGGCGGUGACGACCGCGACGUGAUCGGCAACAGCUGCAAACGGUUAUCAUCGCAACAACAACAACAGUCAGCGAUGUCUUGCACCACCAGCCCAGUAGACGACCACCCAGUUGCCACGGGACACCACCACCAGGCGACGCCGCCACCCCCACCCCCGCCGCUGUUCCACCGGGCCGCCGAUCUGCACCAGCCCCUGGUCCGGCCCGGGUUCUCGAUGGUGCCAAACUCAAUGUUCGGCCACAGCUUCAUGUACAUGAGCCAAUGCUUGCCCGGCUUCAAUAUGGGCCGCCGGCCACAGACCGGCACUCCGCCACCGCCACAAUCGCAACAGCCUCAGGUGUCGUCUGCAGCCACCGCAGCGGGCCUAAAUCUGUCGGCGCUGGCCGAGGAACGCCGGAAACGGAACCGGACGUUUAUCGACCCGGUGAGCGAGGUGCCGCGGCUCGAACAGUGGUUCGAACACAACACGCAUCCGUCGCACAGCCUGAUCGCCAAGUACACGGACGAGCUGAACCGGAUGCCGUACCGGCAAAAGUUCCCGCGGCUCGAGUCGAAGAAUGUUCAGUUCUGGUUCAAAAAUCGCCGGGCCAAGUGCAAGCGACUAAAGAUGUCCCUGUACGACGCCAUGUCGCCUAAGGAUCAAUUCUCCAUGCCCACGUACCUCAAUCACGAUUAAAUAUGCUGUUCCACGCGUCGUUGUUAGAAAAAACAUUGUCACGGAUGAAUAACAAUAUUACGAUAAAAAAUAAUAUUAUAUUAUAACUAGGUAUUAAAUACAAUAUUAUACACAAUAUUUAUACGGUAAAAAUAUUAUUUGUUAUAGGUACACCGCGCGGCUGCUCGUGUGUACAAUACUACUACUAUGACAUUGUUAUGUAUUAUUUGAGUAUUAAAUCACGUGUAAAGAUGAAAAAAACAUUUUUUUAACUAAAUUAAUACUUUUUGUGCUUGAAAAAAAAAUUCUGAACAUAACGACUAAAUAUUUUCAUUAUUAGUUUUCAUUAUUUAUUUUUCAAUAGGUUUUUCCUUAUUAUAAUAUAGUCGUGCUAGUCAAAAUCGUUAUCCCUCCCCCAAAUAAAGAAAACACCCCUACACACGUACUAUAUGCGCUUGUUUAAAUGUCGAAAAAUAUAAUUUACUACUUGUAACUCAUAAGUACGGAUAAUAAUUAGUCCCGAGGAUUUAAUAUAAUAUAAUAGGUGCGUCAACGUUUUCCGAGCCGUUCACGUGAAACCGCGUGUUUCGAGGAGAAGAGCACAAGUUU